Phytophthora nicotianae INRA-310 is the source of this 378-nucleotide messenger RNA. RefSeq lists its product as hypothetical. The transcript has a single exon. The coding region runs from base 1 to 378 and encodes 125 amino acids. NCBI's taxonomy places the organism in Eukaryota, Oomycota, Peronosporomycetes, Peronosporales, Peronosporaceae. The record is from RefSeq and is a predicted model, not a curated record.
AUGACAUUCCUUCGCUACCCUCUCGCUCUUCUCACCUGCACCGCCCUAGUGGUCACCUCUGCUCAAAUGAGCGGCGCGUACUCGAAAAAGGAAAUCACCCAAGAGGAUAUGGAUGUGCUCCACAAGGCCAAGAUCAACGAGAACACGUUCAACUAUGACGUCAACGCCCGCAUCUGCUACCUGAACGUCGAAAGUCUCGAGACUCAAGUUGUGUCCGGCACCAACUACAAGUUUCUCGUGUCGGGUUGCAACAUCAACUCGGAAGAGCUGGGCCCAUGCAGCAACGCCAACUGUGAGGCGUCCAAAUUCGACAUUGUCAUCUAUUCGCAACCGUCGACCAACACGCUGGAGCUAACUUCGGUUACGCUCGUGAAUUAG